GAGAGUGUGUGUUGUGUGUGUGUGUGUGUGUGAGCGAGAGAAAGGUCAUAGGGAGUUCUUCAAUCCAGCGAAGAGAUUUGUAGAGUGUGUGAGGGAUUCCUGGGCUGUGGAGCGCGAGAGAGAGAGAGAGAGAGAAGGAGCUAAGCUUGAGGUUCUCCUUUUUUUUUUUUUCUCCUCUCCUUGCUUUCUCGUGUGCUUGCUUGCUUGCUUGCGCUUGCUCGCUCGCUUCCAGCGGAUUCCACAGCGUUCUCUCGUGCACACACACUGACACACCCCAUUUUCCCAUCCCUUUCUUCUCUCUCUCUCUUUUUCUCUACUCUCCUCGCAUCUCUAGCACAAGCCCUCGUUUCUUUCUUGCUCCCAGUGCCAAUUCUUCGCGGGCGAAUCCGGCGCCCUCCUCCUGGGCGUUAGGGAUUGGAGCCGCGGCAAUGGCGAGGCGAGCAGCGCAUUGGGCUGCAUUGGGCGCGCUCCAAAUCAGGGCUCGUGAUCUGCUCCACUAGACUGGAAUCGCAGCGUCGGCUCGCUCCAGGACAUGCGGCGGGCGUGCUUUUGAUCCCCGGGGCUGGAUUCGCCGGCUGGAAGCACUUUAGGCUGGAUUCGCAGGGUCGCAGCAAAUGCCCAGUGGCGGCAUUUGGAGGUGUCGUCCGAGCUCCCGCGAGUGAACAACGAUGAGAGAUGGGAGAAGAGGAGGAGGAAUGUGUAGUGGUGAUGGAUGCCGCUGGGGGUAUGUGAUAGCGCGGCCGGAAUGUCUGGGCUCGUUCCAUCGUCCUCGGAGGCAACACCAUCUUUGUCAACGCCGCCAGCCUACGAGAGCGAUCUCAUCUCUUCCGAGAGACACGACAGGAGGAAUGCCAGUAGCAGGACUAGUAGCGGCAGCAGCCUGAGCAGCGGUGGGAGCUCCGGCGCGCUGCUCGAUCAAACGCAGCAGCACAGAUUACUCCCGGAUGGAAGGGAUAGCCAGGAAGAACAGGCGUCGCGCGACCAGGGUGGCGAGGGUGGCGAGGGUGGCGAUUGCGUGGCUGCCAACGAUAUCUUCCCGAGCUAUGGAUUGGUGUCCUUCAUCGGACGCCGCAAGGAGAUGGAGGACGCUGCUACCAUCGCUGGAGACUUUCUGUCACUUCCCUGUGACAUUGCCCGUCACUCCAGCCAAGAUGGUCACCAUAGCUCGCACCACUUCUUCGGUGUUUACGAUGGGCAUGGCGGAUCCCAGGUAGCACACUUUUGCAAGGAUCGUCUCCACGUCGCUCUAGUGGAACAGAUCAAAGAGUCGAUAGCUCUGGCCGGGUUUGCCAGUGCAAACGAGGUGACGUGCUGGAACACCGUGUGGGAGAAGGCUCUCGAGUCGUGCUUCCUCAAAGUUGACGGCGAGAUCGACUCGAUGUGCCUGCGGCCAGGCAACUGCGACAAGUGCGAGGUGAACACGGGCGUUUGCUGCGAGACGGUCGGAUCCACCGCGGUCGUCGCCGUGGUGAGCUGCUGCCGGAUUGUCAUAGCAAACUGCGGGGACUCGCGGGUGGUUCUUUGCCGCGGUGGUCGGGCCAUUCCACUCUCGGUGGAUCACAAGCCCGAAAAGGAGGAUGAGAUGCAACGCAUCGAGGACGCCGGCGGUCGAGUCAUCUUCUGGAACGGCUACCGAGUCAUGGGAAUGCUGGCCAUGUCCAGAGCGAUCGGCGAUCGCUACCUCGACCGCUUCGUCAUCCCAAACCCGGACGUCAAGUGCGUGGUGAGGAGCGACGAGGAUGAGUUUCUAGUCCUGGCCAGCGAUGGCUUGUGGGACGUUCUCACCAACGAGCAAGUGUGCGAGGUGACGAGGAUGUGCCUGGCGGGGCGGUGCACCAGCAACCUCGACGCUCUCUCGGCACACACGCACGGCACCGAGACCUCCCACGCCCGCGUCGCCGCCGCCUACCUCACCAAGCUCGCCUACAAUCGCCGCAGCGGCGACAACAUCAGCGUGCUCGUCGUGGACUUGAAAAGCGGAGUAGCGGCGGCGGCGGGGAUGCUCUCCUCGGUUUCUAUAACUUCCUCCUCCUCUAGCUCUAGUUCUUCGCCCGCGAUGCCAGUUUCUACGAUGACAAGUACUACUACUACUGCUGCUGCUGCUUCUACCGCUACCGUCGCUGCUGGAUCAACUCCAACAUCGGAAGUAGCAGCCACGCCUUGAGAGAUUUCUCUUUUCUUAUCUACGUUUUCUUUUUUUCUUCCGCGAUCGUUCUCCUCCUCCUUGGUCAUCGUCACCUCUUAAGUUUUGGAUCUCCUUCCACACGAUCUGGCCCAGAGAGACUCGUUCUCUUGUUGAAUCACUGUGGACUACUAUUAACAAACGAAUUUGUAAAUUUA
Selaginella moellendorffii is the source of this 2340-nucleotide messenger RNA. Its product is annotated as probable protein phosphatase 2C 51. Bases 713 to 2164 code for a protein of 483 amino acids. Gene Ontology annotation, biological process: protein dephosphorylation. The record is from RefSeq and is a predicted model, not a curated record. The transcript is spliced from 5 exons. Lineage: Eukaryota; Viridiplantae; Streptophyta; Lycopodiopsida; Selaginellales; Selaginellaceae. Gene Ontology annotation, molecular function: cation binding; protein serine/threonine phosphatase activity. Gene Ontology annotation, cellular component: nucleus; cytosol.